Molecule: messenger RNA, 585 nt
Organism: Alternaria viburni
Lineage: Eukaryota; Fungi; Ascomycota; Dothideomycetes; Pleosporales; Pleosporaceae
Exons: 3
Coding region: 1-585 (194 amino acids)
Source: RefSeq, a predicted model, not a curated record
AUGAAGCCCUCAACCUUUUUCACCUCAACUAUCUUCACCCUCGCUGCUGCCUCAUCCUUUCCCAGCUCUGAAACACUGGCUACCAGCGACAUAUGGAUAGGCCUGAACUUGAACAAAUGUCUCGUCAACGCUGAGGUCAUCCCCCAAGCCAAUCUCGCCGCGCAAAAAGUCGUAGCCAAAGAAGUCAUCGCCGCCUACAACGCCUGGGACAUCGAGCGUAUCCUCGGCUACCGAACUCCAGACUGCAAGCAAAACAUCCUACCCGCCAGCUUGAACCGCACAGCCAUGACCAACGACGAAUACCGCGUAUUCUUCAAAAGAAUUGAGCCUUUGUACGAGAACUUCACGGCUAGAGUCCUACAAGAAACGCACGACCCCGAGGCACACACCUGCAUUAUUCAUGCGCGCAGUACGGCGACGACUGCGAUUGGACCGUAUGGGAAUGAGUAUGCGCUUAUCUUGACGUUUACGGAGGAUGGCACGAAGGUUAAGUAUUUUGAUGAGUUUGUGGAUUCGGCGUAUACGCUGGAUUAUGGGAGGAGGUUGACUGCUGCGUUGGCGAAUGGGACGGGGACUAGUCUUUAG